UUAAGGAUCAUCCCCGCUGUCCUCCCUUGGCAUCGCCUUCGUCCCUUCCCCGUCCAAAGUCCUGGGCAGCUUCUCUGAUAAGGUGGAACAAAGCCGGCAUCACGUUCACUGUGCUGACACCCUCGCAACACGCUCCACCAACCCAGUACGACCUCCGCUCUGACCCCUUCACCCGCAGAAUGGAUCCCGUGUACGAGAGCCCCGAGUCCACCUACGUCAACCAGUCGUCGGGUGUGUACGACUUGAUCUACGAGGCGCCAUGCGACGAGCCCUCAGAGCUGACCGCGGAGUACGAGAACACCGGACGGGCCAAAGGUCAGAUGCCGACUCCCCCUGCUCUCCCCCCGCCUCGGCCUCUCGCGGAGGAGAGGCGAAGCAGUUCAUCCUCAUCCUCUUCAUCCUCCUCCUCCUCCUCAUCUUCAACGCACGCUGAAGCAGAAGUGAAGGACUAUAACAGGGAGGAUGACAAAGAGGAAGAGGAGAAGAAAGAGGUGGAGGAGAGCAACAAGGACCUGAAUUGGGGGAGGGGGUCCCCGGAGGCGAACGGCGGCAACUUUUCCCGCAGAUCCUCGUCUUCGUCGUCAUCGUCUUCGGCGGCAUCUGACAAGGAGGAGCCUGAGAAGAAGCCAGAGCCUGAAGAAGAGGAACCUAAAAUCCAACUUUAUGUCAAGGCUGGGAGUGAUGGAGAGAGCAUCGGAAACUGUCCCUUCUCUCAGCGCCUCUUUAUGAUCCUCUGGCUGAAAGGUGUCGUCUUCAAUGUCACCACUGUCGAUCUCAAGAGGAAACCGGCUGACCUUCACAACUUGGCCCCGGGGACACACCCGCCCUUCCUCACCUUCCAGGGGGAGGUUCUCACUGAUGUCAACAAAGUAGAGGAGUAUCUGGAGGAGAUGCUGGUUCCACCAAAGUAUCCGAAACUUGCAUCAAAGAAUCGGGAAUCAAACACAGCAGGGAACGACAUAUUUGCAAAGUUCUCCGCUUACGUCAAAAACAAACGGCCGGAUAAAAAUCGAGCAUUAGAGAAAAGUCUAGACAAGUCCCUGGCUAAGCUCAAUACAUAUCUGGAGAAUCCUCUUCCCGACGAGGUUCAGGUGGCACACCACAGAGGCGAGGGCGAAUCCAAGCGCAAAUACCUAGACGGAGACGAACUGACGCUGGCUGACUGCAACCUUCUGCCCAAACUCCACGUCGUCAAGGUGGUUUCGAAGAAAUACCGGAACUACGAAAUUCCCUCUGAAUUCCGAGGAUUGUGGCGUUACCUCGGCAACGCCUAUGAGCGAGACGAGUUCACCAACACGUGCCCAGCGGAUGUGGAAAUCGAGCUAGCUUACAAGGACGUGGCGAAGAGGUUGGGAAAGUGAAUGAGUCCCAAAACGUUCACUUCAGUACCGUUGUCUCCUUUUAGAGAAUCUACUGAAUUAAGUAUUUAUGCAGUCUUUGCAGACGACAAGUCAUUUUUUGUGCAGAAAGGUGGUUAAAUGUAGCAAACAUUUAAUGGUAUCAAGGAAAAGACGGUUGAUUAUUUUUAAAGUUGCUGCGCACCAUCUUAAAUCUGUAAUCCUACCAACUGUGAACAAAAUUGUUUGUUCAUGGUGAUUAUAAUGCUGAUAUUUCUAUUUGAGAUGUCAAAAGUAAAAAAGGACUUCAAAAUCAAUAAUACAGAUGUUCCUUUUACCACAGUUCUGGCAUGAAACGGCUCAAAACACUGUGUCUGAAUUAUCUUGAGUAACCGUGACAGGAUUUCUGGAAAGAGGCAUUUCUGUCAAAUCUAUUUUUUAAAUGUGAUCUUUAGAGCUUUGAGCACCACAAGCUCUAUGACCGAUAUCGUCAACAUAAGGUAACUCACAUCUAAACAGAUAGAGCACUGUAGUUAAGACAGGAAAAUAUGUAUUUUUGGGGGGUGAACUGUCCCUUUAAGGGGUAAGGAAAGGAGGGUUAUUUUCUCCUUACCUGGACUGAAGUAUUACCGAUUUCUGUUCACAGUUAAUCUACUUAUUGAACAUUACUAUUCAUGUUGUAAGCUUACAUAUGCAUUAGCAAUAAGGAAAUGCAUAAAUCAUUGUUUUAUUAUUUGACUAAAAAGCAUUAUUUGUGUUUCAGCCAAAGUAUUUUGUCUUUUAUUGGGGCAGUGUUAGAGAUAGAAUGUCUCCCCUUCUUUUCUUUAUAGUUGAAUGACCGACUUUAUAGGUGUGACACCAGACUUGGUAUAUCAAACAGACCAUAGUCUCACUGCGUGUUUUAGAUUAAAAACUAUACUUUAAAUUUGAUAAAUCAGCCUCUGGUAAAAACACAAAGCACCCAGUUUACGACUGCUGUGUUGUGAAGUUGAUCUUAAUCAUGAGUGCCUUAGUGGGAAUAAAGCUCUCCUCUGCCUUCAGCUCUCUAUGUCUGUACAGUUCAUAGAUAUAUACAUUCAGACAUUAGACAUUUAGAUGUCUGGAUAUAAUAUGAACAGGAUGUCAUUGAAGGACUUGUACCCACAGAGCCGUGUGGCAAAAAUAUAUGCUUUGUAUUUCUGUAAUGAUCGCAGCUCAACUAUCCUCAUAUUCUCUAAUGAUUAGAACCAUGAACCCUCUGUGUAUAAGUUGCUUAUUUGAAAAAUAAAUCUAUUUUCUCAGA
This is a messenger RNA of Pungitius pungitius (ninespine stickleback), 2619 nucleotides long. It is a transcript of the gene clic5a, whose product is annotated as chloride intracellular channel 5a. NCBI's taxonomy places the organism in Eukaryota, Metazoa, Chordata, Actinopteri, Perciformes, Gasterosteidae. The coding region runs from base 180 to 1361 and encodes 393 amino acids. The transcript has 6 exons. The record is from RefSeq and is a predicted model, not a curated record.